Molecule: messenger RNA, 810 nt
Organism: Blastocystis hominis
Lineage: Eukaryota; Bigyra; Opalinata; Blastocystidae
Exons: 1
Coding region: 1-282 (93 amino acids)
Biological process (GO): regulation of Rab protein signal transduction
Cellular component (GO): cytoplasmic vesicle
Source: RefSeq, a predicted model, not a curated record
AUGUUCCAGCUUUUCCACCUGCUCUCCAUCCCCAACAUUCUCGUGAUUCUCCGCGUGCUGCUCAUCGAGCGGAGCGUGCUGCUCCUCUCCACGCAGCUCUCCAUUCUCACCAACACGGCGGAAUCGCUGAAGGAGCUGCUGUGGGGGAGAGAGAAGACGCUGAGUCGUAGACAGCCGUUCGUGUGGAGCUACACAUACUGCCCAGUGCUGCCGAGCGAGAUGAAGCGGUUCAUCUACAGUCCGAUGCCCUAUCUGAUGGGCAUUUCGUCGAACAUCAUGUAGGCGUGGGGAGCGCGGUUGAGGCUAGUUCGCGCGAGGAAUUGGAGAAGCUGAACGGCGUGACGGUGGUGAACAUCGAUCAGGAUCACAUCUGGCUGCCGGACAACCUCCCUGACUAUUAUGAGUACUACAAAGACCCGCUGGGCUACGUGUCGAGCGAGGAGAUCGAGAAGGAGAUGAAGGACGCGAUUCUACCGCCCUUCCCGGUGGUGCCAGACUUCGAUCUGUACACGGAGCUGAAGAGCCUGCUCUGUCCGGAGGUGCGGAAUGCGGAUAUUGCAAGGGAGCGGACGUCGCUGAGCUUCUCGGAGGAGGCGGUGCGGAAAGUGUUCCAGACCUACUUCACGAAGAUGGUGAUUCCGCCGUACUCGUCGACGAUCGUGAUGGAGGAGAAGGAGGAGCGGAUCUGGAUUCUGGACAAGACGAAGUACCUGCACCUGUACAAGGACAGGAACAGCUAUCUUUUCAUGCGGCUUUUCAUCGACAAAUCGAUGUUUUAUCUCUACUACCUCGAUUACUUUUCUUGGAACU